ACCAACUUCCGAGUGUGGGAAUAACAGGAUUUCAAGAUUCACCGCUUCUGGCAGCGUUUCUUGGGUUAUAUUUAGCAAUCUUAAAUUGCCUAUUUUUUUUUCCUUUUUCUUUUCUUUCUUUCUUUUUUUUUUUUAAAGAAAAGAACAGGAGGAAGAGACCGGGCCUAAAGGAAGUGAGUUUCCUGACAUGCGGCUCUUAAACAGUCGAACCACCCACCCUAAGGCCGGGAAUGGCCGUCCGCCCCGCACGCCCAGCGCGUGGUCCUCGCCAGCCGGAUGUUGACGGCGUCGCGUAGCAACGGGAGAUGGCGGAGCCUGGCGGCCGGGCUGGCGGGUCUCACCUGGAAGGCAAAUCUUCUGAAGGAGAAGAGGACCAGAAUCAUGAAGGCAACAGGGUAUCACCGAUAGAGAAGAGCAGUGACCAGAGAAAUGAAGAAACUGAGGGUGCUACAGAGCAUUCUGAAGGGGAAAUCAAAAACGAUGGGGAAGUCUCAGCGCAGGGGAAAGAUGAAGACGAUGAGGAAGUCGAAAUCCAAGGGGGAGUGGAAACAGAAGAGGAAUUCGAAUUUGAAGAGGAGUUAGAAUCUGAUAUUGAAGCCACGGCCCCUGAAGGGGAAGUCACUUCUCCAGAUCUGGCUUACUCAGACAUCAGUCCUGGGGAGGUGGCCAGAGAUGAAGUUGGCCCCACACACCGGCAUGAAAGAGCAAGGAGGAAGACAGGUCUUGAAGACGGAGAGGCCCCUGGCCCAUCCAAAUCUAGAGGAGUGGGGGUCAUCUCCACAGAGCCCUCCCAGCAAGUAUCAGGCUCAUCUGAGCAAACGGACCAGGAAUCGGGAGCGCUCCGGCAGAAGGUCUUUCCUCUGGGGGCUCAGCACUGCCUCGGACAGAGCCGGGGGAGCAGCAACACAUCCCUGGACUUUGACGAGCCGCCUCUGGUUACCGAGGGCCCCUCCACGCAGGAGCCAGAGCCUGAUGCCCACCCCGGGGAAGGAGCCACAUCCUCAUUCCUGGACAGGACCCAGCAGUUAAGCAUGGCCGAGGAAGGAAGCCUGGUGGAGAGUGUGGAGUCUGAGGCCAGCGACGAAGCCGAAGAAGACAGAUCCCAGCUGGUGGUUUUGGACCCAAACCAUCCCCUGAUGAUAAGAUUCCAGGCUGCCCUGAAGAACUAUCUUAACCGGCAAAUAGAGAAACUGAGGCUGGAACUUCAAGAGCUGGGCGUGGCCACCAAGCAAAGCCGAAUCCAGAGGCAGGAGCUGGGGGUGGACCUUUACGGGGUCCAGCAGCACCUGGCCCGCCUGCAGAUGCAGCUCGAGAAGAGCCACGACCGCCACUCGAUCACAGCGUGCGAGAGGCGGAGGAAGGAGGAGGAGCUGCAGAGCGUGCGCCUGCGCUACGCCAGGACCUGCGAGACCGCCGGCGAGGAGCGCAAGAAGCUGGCAGCUCUGCAAACUGAGGUGGAGACCCUGGCUCUGCAUCUCUUCUACAUGCAGAACAUAGACCAGGACGUGCGUGACGACAUCCGGUUGAUGAAGCGAGUCGUGAAGAAGUCGGAAGCCGAGCGCAUGCGGGCCGAGUUGGAGAAGCAGCAGCAGGACCUGCACGUGGACCAGCUGACCACCCGAGCCAACCAGCUGGAAGAACAGAUUGCCCUGUUCGAGGCCAAGUACCGCGCGCAGGCUGAGGACACCCGGACGCUCAGGAAGGCAGUGAGCGAGGCCUGCACGGAAAUAGAUGCCAUCAACGUGGAGAAAAAGCGCAUCCUGCAGCAGUGGGCCGCCAGCCUGCUGGGCAUGAAGCACCGCAACGAGGCUCACAAGACCAUCCAAGAGGCACUCAGCAUGCAGGAUCCUAGUUCCCCAACUAGGGAUCGCACCCAUGACCCCUGCAGUGGAAGGAUGGAACCCCAACCACUGGACUGCCAGGGAAGUCCCAGCGAAUGCCAGCAUCAAGUCAAGUCCAUGGAUGGCGAGCUCGAAACCUAUAAGAAAUCCAUCAUAAAGGAGGAAGAAAAGAAUGAGAAACUGGCCAGUAUCCUGAACCGGGCAGAGACGGAAACCAGCCUGAUGCAGAAACUGACUUCGCAGUGCCUGGCCAAGGAGGAGGCCCUGCAGAAUGAGUUCAACACCUACAGGCUCACCCUGCUGGACACGGAGGACGCACUGGGCAAGGCCCACAUGGAAUACACGGCAACCAUAGGCCAAUUGCAGACUCUCCACCAGACCAUCCAACAUGAGCUGGAGCUGGGGAGGAAGAUGGAUGCCUCCAUCGUGGAGAAGCUGCAGGAGCACGUGACCUCCAACAAGAUGACAAAGUACUUCCACCAGCUCAUCCUGAAGCUCCAGAAGGAAAAGACCAACCUGGUGACACAUCAUUCCAAAAUUGACGGUGACAUUGCUCAGACCACCCUGGACAUCACGAACACCAGCUGCAGGCUGGACAUGCAUCAGAAGACACUGGCUGAGCUGGACAAGGAAGUGAAAAAAGUCAACGACCUCAUCACAAACAGUGAAAAUGAAAUCUCCAGGCGCACAAUCCUGAUUGAGAGAAAGCAAGGCCUCAUCAACUUUUUGAACAAGCAGCUGGAGCAGAUGAUUUCUGAACUCGGGGGGGAAGAAGUGGGGCCCCUGGAGCUGGAGAUCAAGAGGCUGACCAAGCUGAUCGAGGAGCACAACGCCGGCGUGACGCAGGCCCAGGUGACCUGGCUCCGGCUGCAGCAGGAGAUGGUGGCGGCCACGCAGGGGCGCGAGGAACACCUGGCCUCCCUGGACAUGUCCAAGAAGGAGAUCCACAUCCUGGAGCAGAAGAAACUACGGAUAGAAAACAAGAUCGACCAGGAGAAGAAAGAGCAGAAGCAGAUCGAGCGGCACAUGAAGGACCUGGACAAUGACCUGAAGAAGCUCAACGUGCUGAUGAACCAGAACCGAUGCAGCUCCGAGGAGCUGCAGCAGGGCAACCUGGCCACGGAGGGCGAGUUCGUGCGUGCGCUCAAGGCCUCGGAGCGAGAGACCAUCGAAAUGCAGGAGAAGCUGAACGAGCUCAGGGAGGAGAAGGCGGCCGUGCUCAACAGCCUGGUGGAGGCGGAACACCAGAUCAUGCUUUGGGACAAAAAAAUCCAACUGGCAAAAGAGAUGCGCGCCUCAGUGGAUUCCGAGACGGGCCAGGCAGAGAUCCGGGCCAUGAAGGCCGAGAUCCACAGGAUGAAGGUCAAGCACAGCCAACUGCUGAAGCAGCAGGAGAAGAUGAUCCAGGACAUGGAGCUGGCUGUCGCACGCAGAGAGACCAUCUCCACUCGGGCCGAGGGGCAGUGCAAGAUGGACAAGAAGCUGCUCACCCGCACAGACUUCCACCGCAAGCAGACCGAGCUGAGACGGAAGAUCAGGGACAUUCACAAGGCCACCGAGGAGUGCACCCAAACCAUCCUAGAACUGGAAGAAACUCAAAAAUCCGUGAGCGACUCCCUCCUGGAGAAACAGGAGCAGCUGUCAAGGAUGCAGGCCAGGGCUGACGAGCUCGAAGCUGACCUGUACCAGCUGGCAGCCCUCAAGCGGCAGAACCUUUCCACGCUCGUGGCCCUGCAGUCACGCCUCAAGCACCUGCAGGCCGUGAAGGACGGGCGCUACAUCUUCCUGCUCCGCAAUAAGCAGUCACUGCUGGCAGAGCUCAAGCGGCUGGACGACCGCCUGGCCAGCAUCAGCACCAUCCUCCACCACGUGAAGGACAAGUACCCCCAGUUCCAGGAGGCCCUGAUCAAGGUCAGCCGGUCCAUCAGCAACAGGCUGGAGUCAUCCGGGCCCUAGAGCGCCCACCCCAAGGAGGAGAUCAGUUUUGUGUAUCAUCAGGGGCUUCAAAUCUUUCUACCCUCAGAGACACCAGUUAAGAGAAACAGACAGGCCAGCAUUGUAGGAAUGUUUUUUUUUUAGCCACCCAGCAGUUUAAACCAAGUCAAAUGUCAGCGUUUCCAGUUGCAUUCGGUGAGUCUUCCGCUUGCAAAGGCAGUGCCAGUGAACACGAACCCAUAUUUCCACAUUGGGCUUACUCCUCCAAGUAAAAUUGGAAACCCAGGUCUCUGCUCCUGCCCCCACUCCCAGCUUGGGUUAAAUCCAGAUUCCCAGCUUACACGAGCAAGUCCAGGGGGACCCUGGCUGCAUCUGGAAGCCUAAUGCCUGAGAUAAGACCACACAGGUGCAUGAACACAGACCUCCUUGUCUGCCCACUUGUCCUGCCCUCUCCUCCAGCCAGGGCUCCUCCCCCCACACUCUGAUUCCUGAGCCCCUGCUACCUAUGCCUUCUCUGCAGUUUAAAGGGAAAGU
Molecule: messenger RNA, 4310 nt
Organism: Globicephala melas (long-finned pilot whale)
Lineage: Eukaryota; Metazoa; Chordata; Mammalia; Artiodactyla; Delphinidae
Gene: CCDC40
Product: coiled-coil domain 40 molecular ruler complex subunit
Biological process (GO): axoneme assembly; epithelial cilium movement involved in determination of left/right asymmetry; heart looping
Cellular component (GO): cilium; cytoplasm
Source: RefSeq, a predicted model, not a curated record